This is a messenger RNA of Aspergillus glaucus CBS 516.65, 544 nucleotides long. RefSeq lists its product as uncharacterized. NCBI's taxonomy places the organism in Eukaryota, Fungi, Ascomycota, Eurotiomycetes, Eurotiales, Aspergillaceae. The record is from RefSeq and is a predicted model, not a curated record. Bases 75 to 485 code for a protein of 136 amino acids. The transcript is spliced from 2 exons.
AUUCUCCUGUCUCAAUUAUUUCCAAGCAGAACCUGUUCCUACAGCACUAGCAAAUCACAGAUCACAUAUACGCCAUGCAGGAGCCUGCCACAGCACCGUGGGGUCUGAGCAUCAGCGACGCCGACUUUGAGAAGCUCAAAGCCGGUUUCGAACCUCAGGAUCAGGAUGACAAAUGGCGCGUCUCGGUCACGGAUCAGAGCCGGAGCGGCAACAUCUCCAUUCACCUUGCUCGAAGCGGGACGGACAAGGAACUCUACGUACUUGUUGUGAAGCCAAGCGACGGUGACAGCAGCAGCAGUGGUGUGAAGAUCGAAGCUAUCACCUGGGAACAGAACAAGGGUGGAAUUCGCAUCUCGGAGGAGCAGGCCAAGAAGGAAGUAGUGAUUAUAACCAGACGCCUUCUGGAGUGCGAUUUUGAUGCGCUUCCAGAGUAUGAAGUCUCGGAUCUGUGGAAUCAUCCUGCUGCUCAUAUAGGCGCCAAUUGAGCAAACUUUUCUUUUCUGCCUCAGUAUCUAGGCUAGGCCAAGUUGUCAAUAGACACCGC